Messenger RNA from Geodia barretti, 378 nucleotides. Lineage: Eukaryota; Metazoa; Porifera; Demospongiae; Tetractinellida; Geodiidae. The record is from the annotation of a GenBank genome assembly.
UUGCGUUAUUUCUCUCUACAGUUGAGUUCAAUAAACAGUCAAUUGGGGGGUCAUGGGAGACACCCUCCUCUUCAGUUAGUUUUUAGGGACCCUUCUGACCAGGGAGAUGUAAGAACUAAACCUACCCCUGAUUUCAGUAAGCAGCCUAUUCUUUGUACAGUUGGCAUAUGAGUUGUGAAUCUAAGCUCAUUAUUAUGUUGGGAACAGAAUUCAAUGGAUAGCAAUCGAAGUGCAUAGUCACUUGUGUAAAAUUCUGCUUCAAUGACUUGGUAUUUGAUGCUGUUUGGCAACUAUUUUUUGCAAGCAGAUGAUAGUCGGUAUACAAGAUGGAAUUUCUUUGUUUUCGGGGCAAGUAGAAUCAUUUCAUGUUAGGGAGGC